Messenger RNA from Iphiclides podalirius (scarce swallowtail), 1341 nucleotides. NCBI's taxonomy places the organism in Eukaryota, Metazoa, Arthropoda, Insecta, Lepidoptera, Papilionidae. The record is from the annotation of a GenBank genome assembly.
AUGGGUUCCCUCAUAGAGGAAUUCCUGCGUCAAGAAUGCCCUGAAUUAUGGGUAUUUGAAUUUCGCGGGGGAACGACGCAUCGUCGUCGAAUUUUCAAGCGACAGUCCGGCUUCACCGGCUGCCGCCUCGCCGCCAUCUCCGGUCCUCUGCGCCAGUCAUCGAGUCGCCCUCUGCGACAAUCGAUACGCCCGUCGCGUCGACUUCCGCUGCCGCGAAAGAACCCAACGCGCCUUCCGCGCAAACCAUUUCGGCCCCCUUCCGCGCUGUCGUUCCCGACUCACAAUCGGACGGCGGCUCAGACAUGGAGGUCGAAACGACCCCCCGCUAACAACGCGAACGCCGACGGCUUCACCGUCGUCAAAUCGCGAAAAAAGGGCAAGAAACGCCCCGCUACCGACAGCGACCCCAAAAGCCAGGCCGCCCCGUCAAACCGUCCCACCGCGACGCCCGCCAAAAAGGCAGCCGCGUCUGCCCAGUCGGAACCGACAUUCGCCUCCGAAAUCAAGCCACCGCCGCCAAUAAUAAUACAAGAUAAGGCAAAGUGGCACCAGGUCGACAUCCGCACGCAGGGAUACCCUGUCCACGCCGUGCGACGUCUCAGGCACCCUCGCACCCGUGUCCCUAUGGACAUGGUCAUGGUGGAACUUGACCCUACCCCGGAAGGUAAGGCCAUUUUCAACCUUAAGAGGGUCUGUGGGCUCAGUGACUUAGUCAUCGAGCCCCCACGUAAAUCAGGUGUUGUGGCACAGUUCCACAACUGUCAACAUUUUGGCCACACGGCCAAUAACUGCUUCGCUCACCCAAGGUGCGUCAAAUGCACCGGUGACCACGGCACAACCGAGUGCACGAGGCCAAAAGAUUGCGCAGAUCCACCUGACUGCGUAAAUUGCCACACUACCGGCCAUCCGGCUAGUUACAGAGGCUGCGCUAAGGCCCCGAAAACUCCCGCAAGAAAAUCUCCCGCGAAGUCUACGUUGCCCAAACCCGCGCCCGUUAAAUACAUUCCCGCGCCCGUAGCCGUCAUUAACGCCUGGGCGAAACCCCAGGUGGCCGCGCAGGUAACCGCGCCGGUAAUCCCGGUCGCCUCACGACAGCUGCCCGCCUCUCAAACGGCGCCGCGGCCGCAGGUGCAGCCAAUUCCGUCAGUUUUCGCGGAAAACAAGGACGACCCCUUCGCGCAAAUAGCUAACAUCUGCAGCUUUUUAGAUAGAAUUAAUAGGCAGGAACUCGCCGUAUUGUCCGCUGAAAUAGCGGCCGCCACAUCUGGCCACGAGCGUCUUAGGGCAAUUAGCCAACACAAAACGCUUGUGGAAGCCCUUUGGGCUUUUACGAGCCAACCG